AUGUCGUUCCGGGUACGCAGCAGCAAGUUCCGCCACGUCUAUGGCCAGACGUUGAAGAAGGAGCAGUGCUAUGACAACAUCCGGGUAUCCAAGUCAUCCUGGGACUCAACCUUUUGUGCGGUCAAUCCCAAGUUCGUGGCCAUAAUCGUUGAAUGUGGCGGCGGCGGCGGCUUCAUCGUCUUCCCAUUAAAACAGAUGGGUCGACAGGCGCCGGAUGCGCCCAUCGUUGGCGGUCACAAAGGACCCGUGCUAGAUAUUGCGUGGGAUCCGUUCAACGACAACGUGAUUGCGUCCUCGUCCGAAGACUGCGUGGUCAAAGUAUGGCAGCUGUACGACUACGGGCUGUCGCGGACAAUGACGGAGCCAGUGGUGGACCUGGUGUACCACCAGCGGCGCGUGGGCCUCGUGCUCUGGCACCCUUCCGCCAGCAACGUGCUGCUCAGCGCCGGCAGCGACAACCUGAUAGUCGUCUGGAACGUUGGGAACGGCGAAGCCAUGGUGGUGAUCGACACGGUGCCUGACCAGAUCUGGUCGGCCAGCUGGGCGUGGGACGGCUCCAAGCUGCUCGUCACCAGCAAGGACAAGAAGAUCCGCGUGCUCGACCCGCGCUCCGGCGAGAUUGAGGAGGAGGCGGUGUCGCACGAGGGCAGCAAGGGCUCCCGGGCCAUCUUCCUGAAGAACGGACUGGUGUUCACCACCGGCUUCAGCCGGAUGUCAGAGAGGCAGUACUCACUGCGGGCGCCCGGCCACCUCAGCGAUCCCAUCGUCAUGGUGGAGCUGGACACGAGCAACGGCGUCAUGUUCCCGCUCUACGACCCUGACACCAACCUAGUCUACCUGUGUGGCAAGGGUGACAGUGUGAUCCGGUACUUCGAGAUCACACCAGAGCCGCCGUUCGUCCAUUACAUCAAUACCUUCCAGACGCCCGACCCCCAGCGAGCAAUAGGAAUGAUGCCCAAACGAGGCUGUGACGUCCAGGCAUGCGAGAUCUCGCGGUUUUACCGCGUCAGCAACAACGGCUUCGUGGCCGUACACCCGUUCGUCGUACCGCGGAAGUCGGAGCUGUUCCAGGAGGACCUGUACCCAGACACGAUGGGCGACACUCCGGCCAUCACCGCUGAGGAGUGGCUGGAGGGCGCCAACGCUGAGCCCAUCCUGGUCUCGCUCAAAGACGGUCCGGUGUUCUCGACACCGAAAAAGGAGCUAAAAAAGGUGGUGAAAAAGGCCAACGUGCUGGACAAGAAGAAGACGGCCUCGCAGAUGCAGCAGAGCUCCGACGCGCAGGGCGUCGGCUCGGGCUUCUCAGAGCAGCAGGUCAAGGAGCGCGUGGAGGACGCCGUCGCCGCUGCCACCAAGGCAUACGACAAACGCUUCGACGACCUGAUGAUGGAAAUGCGGAAGAUGAAGGCGGUGAUCGUGAAGCACGACGACAAGAUCCAGAAGCUGGAGGCGCGGCUGGCGGGCAGCGGCGAGUCGUCGCCGCCCAGCGCCGGCCUCAACACGCUGCAGGUGCCUCCGGCCGACGAGCUGGCGCCGGACGUGAUCGUGUGCGAGGUGUUCAAAAGGUAG
This is a messenger RNA of Pollicipes pollicipes, 1569 nucleotides long. Its product is annotated as coronin-1C-like. Gene Ontology annotation, biological process: actin filament organization. The record is from RefSeq and is a predicted model, not a curated record. Gene Ontology annotation, molecular function: actin filament binding. Lineage: Eukaryota; Metazoa; Arthropoda; Thecostraca; Pollicipedomorpha; Pollicipedidae.